This is a messenger RNA of Gadus macrocephalus (Pacific cod), 1068 nucleotides long. RefSeq lists its product as uncharacterized. The coding region runs from base 312 to 1046 and encodes 244 amino acids. Lineage: Eukaryota; Metazoa; Chordata; Actinopteri; Gadiformes; Gadidae. The record is from RefSeq and is a predicted model, not a curated record. The transcript is spliced from 2 exons.
CUCCCGCGCGGGAGCCGAGAAUAGUCGUCCUUAACUUCCUUAACUUUUCCCAUUCAUUCUCUAUGGUAGUUCUUAUCACUACGGAUGUAAUAUUUUUCUGGCCACAAGCGGGAUUUUGGUGGCGCUGUUUCCCCCCUCGGCAGAAGUAAGGAGAUGAUUUCUUUUCUGAGUGACAGACAGCAUCGAACGUUCUCGGGCGUUGAACGUUCUGGAAGAGUUGACAAUUAUUUUCAUCCGUGGACAAGUUUACUUUUCGCCAGGAGACACCAAGUUAACAACAACAAGUUAGCUUUUCAAUUUGAAAAGAAAUCAUGAAUCCCGUCAGCUUCUUCCCCGGAAAGAUGACGGUGACAUUUAGGAGGGGACCAUCUGGUCAUCUGCGGCAGGACCCAUCCUCUGAAGCCAUGAGGAUAAAACAUAAUCCUGGGCUUCAGGUCAAUAGUCCCGCUGAGAAACCUGAGCUAGUGAAGACCAGCGCUCGCACUGUGGUCAUCCAGCGAGGAGGGGAUGUGUCGGACCGACAGGAGGUGAUGGGAGAGUACCUGCUGCAGUUCGGCAAGUACCAGGGAAAAUCGUUCAAGUGGAUCCUCGAGAACGAUGUCGGCUACACCAUCUACCUGAUGAAAAAGGUAGACGAUGAGGAGAGAGCCGGGACCUUCAACCCACAGGGACACAGUAAGGACAGCCUGCUGUCUUUUCUGGACUAUGCCAGGAGCUUCCAGGAAAUACAGGACCUGAGGAACUACCUGAUCUCCAGGAACCCUGCUGAACCAGUGGCGUCAGAGGGGGACAAUAUUGUCGGCUUUGGUCGCAGGGCCAAAACCACCUGGAGGCAGAUCUGGGAGAGCAGGGCGGAUGGUUAUGCUGCCUACAUCUCACGCCAAAAGUGCAUCAAAAACAGCAAGAUGUACAACCUGCAGCAGUACAUCCUCAAGCAGGAAAGGGCUGAAUCCUGUCCAACACCUGCAGAAGGCUCCACCACAUCUACUGCCUCCACCCCAACAUCAGGCACUCUAGGUCAGUUCACAACAAUAUUCAAAUACUGACUUCAUGAUCUUUGAAUGUACC